This is a messenger RNA of Eriocheir sinensis (Chinese mitten crab), 1711 nucleotides long. RefSeq lists its product as uncharacterized. The transcript has 3 exons. The coding region runs from base 110 to 478 and encodes 122 amino acids. The record is from RefSeq and is a predicted model, not a curated record. NCBI's taxonomy places the organism in Eukaryota, Metazoa, Arthropoda, Malacostraca, Decapoda, Varunidae.
UGCAGUGUAGGGGAGCGUGAGCACCUGCCAGGCCGCUCACAGUGAUAGAGCCCUCAAGUAGACUAAGAAGCUGUGUUGCCGAGGACCACGUCUGGCUCCAGCAGCUCAGAUGAGGAGGCGUCACGGUUCGGGGAGGCGUGUGACCCCACCCUGUGGAGGACGGCCACGCAGGGAGCCGCCAAGAAUGAAAUCUGCAGAGCGGAGGCAUCUGAUGAGAAGCCCCAGCCAAGGCGACCAGAGGCAGGCCUUCAUGCUGCUGGAGAAGAUGCACACAACCCUUGCCGGGGCGCAGGGCAAGGCAGGGUGUGUGGGGCUGAGGCACAAGGAUGGCCAUGGCCCCGGCAUACAGAGCAGGCCAUCGUCAGGCAGGGCAGAGGCCAGCACAGCGAGGGUGGCCAUGGCUGCCCCAUCCACACUCUCCCUUCCUGGCCAAGCAGCUCACCUCAAGACUGGACGGGAGUGUGGAGUACCAGGGUGACCAGGAGCACAGACUGACCAAGGAUGGCAGUGGUGAGGGUGGUGGUGGUGGUGGUGGCCAGCCCCUCCAUCAUCCCCUCCGCCUCCUGACUAACCUGCCGCUCGCCCCUCAAGGCAUCACUGACCCCACACACGCAGCAACCAGAAGGAGCAGGCCGGACAGAAUUCCCAAGACUCUCCUACUUUGGCGGCUGUGAUGCGGUGAGAGUCCUGGGUUGUGUCUGUGGGUGUUUCCAUGGGUAGUGUUAUGAGCCCAGUAAUAGCUUUGGCUCUGGUAGAGGUUGUUGUGGGUACUUUCAUGGGUGGUGUUAUGAGCCUAGUGAGAGAUUGACGAGACUUUCAUAAAGGUUGUUGUGGGUACUUCCAUGGGUAGUGCUAUGAGCCCAGUAAUAGUGUGAAAUGGCUUUGGUAGAGGCUGUUGUGUUUGUACUUCCAUGGGUAGUGUUAUGAGCCUUGUGAUAGACUGACAAGACUAUCAUAGAGGUUGUUGUGGGUACUUUCAUGGGUAGUGUUAUGAGCCUAGUGAUAGUUUGACAAGGCUUUUUUUGUACCAUGAACAUGAAAAACACCCACAAGAAUCAGGUACAGGAGGCCGUGCCCCGAACACAUGAUGCCUCCCAAAGGAACUGGCGGUGGCUGAGUGCUUAGUGUGGACGAUGCGGGUUCGAAUCCGCUUCUACCACCUGGGAUUUUCCAGUCACCGCCGAGUGGCCCAAGACUACCCACAUGUUAUCCUGAAGACCACCCAUCAACCCGGACUCUAGAGGAACUGUCCAAGUGAGUCAAGUAUGAGCUCCGUGGGGCAGCAUGAGCCAAGAGAAGAUGGCGCCACUAUAAACAUUUGCCGGCACCACGCCCCCUAAAGAAAGCCCACUGGUGCUGUAGGUCAGGACGUAAAAAAAGGGAAAAAUGGGUUGUGUGCUAAAUCAAAAUGAACAACUGUCAAGGUAGAGGAGAUGAGGAGCAGAAAACCCACUCCUAAGAAUUAAAUUGUGGUGUGAAAAUGAACGGCUGUCGAGAUGGAGAGAACAGAAAAGCCUCCUUGUUGGUUAGUCAGUCAGUGGCUGGAGCACGCCAACACCAAAGCCGCAGAGUAGGAGAGUGUGACCACCCUCAUCACAGGCUGUUACCUAAAGAGCAACGCAAGAUUUAAGUUCAACAUUAUAAGGAGGUUUUUAAAAUGAAAUGCACAAAAUGGAGGCUACAGUACAGGGGAGAGAGUGAGGGUCAGGGA